AUGUUUGCUCCAGGCCACCCGCAGCUCUCUGAGGUCGAGAUAAAGGCUGGAGAAAAGGAGGCGUAUCAAACGGUGAAGACGGUCAUUGCGGGCAGUAUUGUCCUAUACCUCUCACCAUUCGCGAUAAGUUUUGUCAAGAAGCUGUUCUAA
This is a messenger RNA of Histoplasma mississippiense, 150 nucleotides long. RefSeq lists its product with no specific name. The transcript has 4 exons. The record is from RefSeq and is a predicted model, not a curated record. The coding region runs from base 1 to 150 and encodes 49 amino acids. Lineage: Eukaryota; Fungi; Ascomycota; Eurotiomycetes; Onygenales; Ajellomycetaceae.